AUGGCAUAAACCCCAAAUCCUAUUUAUGAAAUACAUUUUUAUUGGAUUGCUACUAAUGAUCCGAGAAUUUUAGUAAUCACAUUUGCGACAUGGGAUGUUUAUGAAUUAAAGUCUGGUUCAGGAGAAAGGGAAGUGUAAUUCAUUAUUGAGCACAAUUUAAAUGAUGCCACAAAUGGACUAAUCUCACUAAUUGGCAUCAAACAUAUAGCUUAUUACUAUAAUAUUGAAAUAGAUAUUGCAGAGUUAACUUCAACACAUAUUACUGUUUCCGCAAGGACUUAUUCCCAAUCAAAAUUGGAUUAUAUUAAAUUUAAUGUUCUUCUGGGUACUGCAGAAUCAUUAUGGUCAUCCCCUGUGUAAGCGUUAAUCAAUGCUCCAAAUCAUCCAUUUGUUUCAAGAGGGACAGGUGAGUGCGAUCUUAAUAUUAUAAUUGACCGACCAUAAAUUUUGGGAAACUAUCAACUUAUUCCUAUUAUAGCAGGUAGAGGUUAUGAUGUUAACAACGGUGAAAACUUUAGAUUGAAAUUUCUAAAUAUUGAAUUGAAUACCAAGAUAUAAUUUAUUCUCAACACAUGGUCAACUUCGAUAGUCUAUAGAGUUUAUUAUUAAGGGGCUAUAUUUAAAUAUGAUCCAAACUUCAAAAUUUUUGAUCCAUAUUGUGCUGAGCUAUUUUCUGAAUGUGAUUUUAAUGGUGAUACUAUAAUAAUUUGUUAAAACACACCUGACUUGCAAGCUUUAGGCUGGUCUCAAAAUAUCCGUUCCAUUAGUAUUCCAAAAAACAGAAAACUACAUCUUUUCAAUAGCAUAAACUUUUAAGGAGUGAAACAAUCUCUCAUUUAAACUUAGUAAUGCAAUGAAUUUCAAAACAUUUCAUCUGCUAAAUUUGAUUCAACACCCUCUUUAAUAAAAGUACUUUAUCUAUCUUCAAUUCCUGCUGAUAAUUGUGUUACAAUUUUAUUCUUUAGUUAAUGCAACUAUUAAGGGGAGUAUUUUCAUAUAACUAAAGGAGAAAAUUUAGAAUUAUCAAAUAUGAUUCCUUUUGAAAUCAAAUCAAUUAAAACUUGCCCUAAUGGCCCUAACUAUGUUUAAGGAUCUAUCAAAACAAUUACUACUUCAUAAUCAUGUAUGAAUAGCUAUAAAUUUCCUAAAUAUAUUAGAAAUAAUUGA
Molecule: messenger RNA, 1167 nt
Organism: Paramecium tetraurelia
Lineage: Eukaryota; Ciliophora; Oligohymenophorea; Peniculida; Parameciidae
Exons: 5
Source: RefSeq, a predicted model, not a curated record